This is a messenger RNA of Branchiostoma belcheri (Belcher's lancelet), 635 nucleotides long. Its product is annotated as carbohydrate sulfotransferase 9-like. Bases 1 to 495 code for a protein of 164 amino acids. The transcript has 3 exons. Gene Ontology annotation, molecular function: sulfotransferase activity. NCBI's taxonomy places the organism in Eukaryota, Metazoa, Chordata, Leptocardii, Amphioxiformes, Branchiostomatidae. Gene Ontology annotation, cellular component: membrane. Gene Ontology annotation, biological process: carbohydrate biosynthetic process. The record is from RefSeq and is a predicted model, not a curated record.
AUGCAGCGGUUUAAAACAUUGAACAGCUACAGCGAGGAGGAAGCAAGUCUGCGCCUCGCGACCUACAGGAAGAUCAUCGUUGUCCGCGACCCGUUGGAGAGGUUGGCGUCUGCGUGGACCAACAAAUUCGUGUACAUGCCAAAACGUAACGGAUAUUGGGGUUGGGUCAAGAGUUUAAACUAUUAUCUGAGAAUCUACCGAGAGCGCAAACUACCAGACAAGAUUAACUACGACUUCAUAGCCCACACGGACACGAUCGCUUCAGAUGUUCGACUUUUCCUAAAGAAGAACAACAUCACAGCGAAUGAAGACAUUCUGCCGGAACAGCGGCAGAGACAAGCUAACGAUGACAAUGUUUUCGGGGGCAUUUACGGCCAAGUCCCGAUAGAAGACAUACUGCCUCUCCGGGACAUCUUCCAGGAGGACUUUGACAUGUUUGGAUACUCCUUCGAACAGGAUUUGGCAAAGAUACUAGAAGAAAAGGCAAAGGUGUAGCCGAUGCGAGAAAACGUCUUCUUGAAAUUGAUUUAGUUUAGCAGAUAUGAGAACUAAGACGCGCAGAUUAUGAAACUGUGUGACACUUUGGCAAAUCUCAAUAGAAGUUCACAAGCUAGUGUCCUGAUCUGUCCUGAAAA